Messenger RNA from Sycon ciliatum, 1517 nucleotides. RefSeq names its product spermine synthase-like. Gene Ontology annotation, molecular function: spermine synthase activity. Bases 102 to 1256 code for a protein of 384 amino acids. NCBI's taxonomy places the organism in Eukaryota, Metazoa, Porifera, Calcarea, Leucosolenida, Sycettidae. The record is from RefSeq and is a predicted model, not a curated record. The transcript is spliced from 12 exons. Gene Ontology annotation, biological process: spermine biosynthetic process.
UUGGUUCAAUACCGAUAAUUAUGAAAAUGGAAUUGUAGAUGGUGGUUGAUAGAUACCUGCUGUAGCAGUUUCUUACUAUUUCUUCCGUUUCUUCGGCAAGUAUGGCUUUGCGACAGAAGUUGAUGAACUUCAGAUGUGGAACGUCAAGCGUUUUGCAAGACCAGAGCGUAUGGAAGACGAUAGCUGAGAGGGUGGGAGCUCUGCUGGGUGAUGGAUCAGUGACUCAGACAGACAGUGAAUUUAGCAAUGGAAGAGUGUCGUUUGUGAUCAACGCACAGCAGCAGAGCCAUGCGACACUCCGCUCAAACGUGGCUGAUGGCAAGUGCACUCUACACGUUGACAUUGUCUAUCCUCCACAGGCUGAAUUGGAGAAGGCUUUAGAUGCACUGGCAGAGGAACUUGGUCAAACUCUGAGCUGCACACAGUUCAACAGAAGUCGAUUCCCUGUGAUUCGUCACGGUGACGGUGGGGCCAGUGAUGGUGCAUACAUGCCCACAGUCGAUAAGCGCUGGAUUGAAUACGACUAUUCGGAGCUGGUAUUUGAGCAAGACUCUGCGUUCCAGAAUGUAAAAAUCUACAAGUCUGGCCAGUAUGGCAACUGUCUUGUACUUGAUGGUGAUAUGAACUUGGCUGAGUCCGACUUGGCCUACACCCAGGCCAUCAUCGGCGAAGGUGUCGAGUCCUACAAAGGAAAACGGGUCCUGAUUCUCGGUGGUGGCGAUGGUGGAAUUCUCAAUCAGCUGUUGAAAUACGAGCCAGCCUACGUAGAAAUGGUCGAGAUCGAUCAGGUAGUAAUCGAUGGUGCUAUCAAGCACCUGCGUGGCAUCUGUGGUACUGCCAUGGACUCGCUAGAGGGCAGCAACUACAAGGUGCGCGUAGAAGAUUGUAUUCCAGCGCUGAAGCAGCACAUUGAAAGCGGCAACCAUUUUGACUUUGUAAUCAAUGAUUUAACGGCUAUACCCAUUUCCACGUCACCCAAUGGUGACUUCUGGGAUUUCAUGCGCCUCAUCUUGGACUUGUCCUUCCAAGCAUUGAAGCCUGAUGGUGUGUACUACACACAGGGAAACAGCUUCUGUGCAAAGUCGGCCCUGGCUAUGUACGAGGGUGAGCUAGCGAAACUGUCCCACAACGUCCAGUUCUCCACAAACACAGUGUGUGUGCCAUCCUACAACGAACUCUGGGUGUUCUAUGAGGUCUGGAGGAAAGACCAAUCUGCUUCACGUGCAGCCAACCGCCUCAAGCCACUAGCCUCCUAAUAGCACCAUUCUAAUUUCUAUCAAGAACUGAAAACUUGGUCAAUCACGAAACAUACUUUAUAUGACGCCCGUACUUCCAAAACACGCUGGACAUGUACACACUUAAUUAUUAUCAUUAUUAUGAAAAUUUAUAAUAAUUUGCUUCGGAUGUUUGCAUUUCUGUCGCUCAAUCAUGUGUCUUGCGAAGAAGUUGUGAUACGUACAGCAAGCUAAAAAAAAACCUGGAGCAGACCAACAAAUCAAGAAUGUCAACAAGCUAUA